UUCAAUUCCUAAAAAAAAAUCUCCUCUAGGUAAUACACUACUUUUCCUUACAUUUAAUUCUCAGUCAUGUUUUGUGAUCAAUGAAGCAAAAAUAGAUAAUUAAAUAAAAUAAAUAUAAUAAUAUUUUUGCUGCUAAAAAAAUAGCAUUUAGUAAGUGUGUUUAUUCCCAUUCACAGGUUAGAUAAGAUUAUACAAUCAUGUAUCUUUCCCAGUUGUGGUUUAUAACAAGGUAUUAACUCGGUAAAAACGAUCUCAUACAACAGACUUUAACACAACAAAAUAAAAAUGGCGCUUGUUGGCAAUAUGAACAAAAAAUCCGCAAGGAAUUGCAGUAAAUUCCUUUUUUGUUUGAAGAAAAUUUACAACUUGGUAAUAGACCUUUUUAUGACCUCUCUGGGUUUUCUAUUGGCUGCUGGAGAUCACGUGGGGAUUGUGAUAUCUUUCAUGGCCUUUUGCCUGAUUUCUCUGACGAUUUUUUGCUUCCAUUCUGCCUUUAGAGAGUCUCAAACCUUCUAUUUGUAACCUUUGUCUCCGAGAGGUGUACUUAAUGUUAUGAUGGUUAUAGAAUCUUUUAAUUCCAAGGUUCUAAGAACCUAGCCCAGGGUUCCCUCUGAUCUAAACCCUAUCCUGAGUCACAGGCUGUUUGGGAAAUCCAAUCUUCUCCCAUCUCAGGAAGUGGUCUAUGGAGAGGGAGUGAUAUCUGGAAAAGCUUUCUUAACAUCUUUGCAUUUUUUUUUGUACAUUUUUUCUCUGCUCUUCUGGUAACCACUAAAAUGUCAAAUGGAUUACAGCUUCAGACCAUUCCGUGCUUUUCUACAUAUGGCCAACAAGAGUUGCUGGCUAUGGAAGGAUACUUGGAAGGGUACUUGCACUAUUGUUUGUUUGGGAUUGAGGCGCAUUGGAUAGGAUACUCUCCAAAGAAAGUCAAAUACAAAACUUGAAGCAAAGUUACGGUCAUAUCUCAAAAAGUAAUUGGACAAAGAAAAUUUUCACUAAGGAAGUCAAUGCUUAUUGAUAAGGGUGCAAACUCCCAACUGAUAAGAGAAAUUAAAAUGCAGAAGACAGCUUAUUAUGAAAACUCUGGACUCUUUGGGGGUUAUACCUAUGCUAAACCAGAAUCCUACAGCUAUAGUUCAAGUCAUCAACCUUAUCCACAAUCUGCUCUAGAGAAUGAUUAUCCAAGCUCAGCUUGUUCUGUGCAACCAUCGGCUAUAAGACCCCCAGCCCACAAGACCAGUGAUAUUAGUGGCAGCUGCAUGAGGACAUCUUCAAAUCAAAAUACCAGUCAGACACCCAAUAUUAAUGAACAGCACCAAGCACCAUCAUUGCCUCCAACAUCCCCCAAUCAUGGCAAUGCCUCAACACAGAAAAAGAGUAAACCAUCUAAUUCCUCCAGCUCUACCCAAGCCACCAUGACUAAACAGAUAUUCCCAUGGAUGAAGGAAUCCAGACAAAAUUCAAAACAAAAAACUGCCAGCACUCCUCCAGGAGAUAGCUGUGAAGAGAAAAGCCCAACAGGCCCUUCUUCUAAGAGAGUCCGCACUGCCUACACCAGCGCUCAGCUAGUAGAGCUGGAGAAAGAAUUCCACUUCAAUCGCUACCUUUGCCGCCCACGCAGGGUUGAGAUGGCCAAUUUGCUGAACCUAACUGAGCGACAGAUUAAGAUUUGGUUCCAAAAUAGAAGAAUGAAGUACAAGAAGGAUCAGAAGGCUAAAGGCAUUAUGCAUUCCCCAGCUGGACAGUCUCCAGACCGAAGUCCACCACUGAGUGGAUCCGGCCAUAUAUAUUCCAGCCAACUUCCCACUGUUAAUAGUCUUAGCUACGAUGCUCCUUCGCCUACUUCGUUUGCCAAAUCCCAACAAAACAUGUAUGGGCUCGCUGCUUACACAGCACCUCUCAGCAGCUGCUUACCCCAGCAGAAAAGGUACCCUGGAGCAGAAUAUGACCAUCACACCAUGCAAAGUAACAGUGGCUUUGCCAAUCCCAAUUUGCAGGCCAGCCCUGUAUAUGUUGGGGGGAAUUUUGUUGAUUCCAUGCCAGCUUCUGGUCCAAUGUUCAAUGUUGGCCACCUCUCCCAUCCAUCUUCUGCUAGUGUGGACUACAGCUGUGCUGCCCAAAUCCCUGGCAAUCAUCAUCACGGACCUUGCGACCCUCAUCCCACUUACACAGACCUGACUUCCCACCACACAUCUCAGGGGCGGCUGCAAGAAGCGCCCAAGCUAACUCAUCUGUAAUAGCUGGAAAAAGGGGAAGAAACAUAAGUACUUCCUUUAAAUUACCUCAUUUUUUUUUUUCAAAACCAAGUUAAUAAUGUACCCUAAUCUGAGAGUGCCAACUGCAUUAAAGGAAUGUUGUAUCCUUAAGCAGAUUAAUUCAUUUUUGGGUUCAAGUAAACUCAAAUGAAUGGACAACAUUAUAAGUGUUAUAAGCAUGACAGUGCAAUAAACUGCAAUUCAAGGCACAAAAAAACUGUUAAAUGAUGUACUUGAAGGUAAGUCUACUAGAGAACUUAGUUUUAGCCAAUGUGUCAUGCAAAAAAAUGUCUUUAUUUUAAUUUUUUACCAAAUGGAUGCGAAGGGAUGUGGCUUGCAUAAAUAUUUAAGACACGUUAAUUUAUGAAUUCUUUAGUAAUGUUGAAAAUGCAUUGAACUAAGUCAGAUGUAUUUAUUAUUUUAGGGAAGCAAACUUUUUUUUUAUAUAUCUUUGAUUAUUUAUCCUUGUCUAUGUGUUUAUGUGAAUAAUUGUGAAAUAUGCUCAACAUAACUUGGAAGAAUGAAUCAGGUCCAUUGUCGCUACAUUUCCAACGCUGUAUAUUUGGUCUGAAAUAGUUGAAAUAUUAGUUCCCAACAGUUGUAACCGUGGCUGGUGAGUUGUAGUUUAUGUAAGGGUUAAAUACAACAACACAUUAUAUCCUAAUGAAUCCAAAUGUGGAAAUUCACAAUGGGCAUUUGACAUUUCGAAAAGUAAAUGUUUUAUUUGUCUGGUACCAUUUCAGAAGUAUUUAGAAUAAAACAAAAUCUCUGGAAUAUAGUAUAUCUGUUUUAAUAGUCCAAACGACUAGCAGAUCACACCUUAUUGUGUAUGGUUUCUCCCACACAAGAUACACAAGUAUUUCUAUUGACUAUCAUUACUUAUACACAUGUCUAAAGAAUAAUUCAUCAUUUGUUAAUUUAGUUCCACCAUGGACUAUCUUCCUAUUAUUAUUCAACAUGGAGAAACGCUCAUAUAUAUUUGUUUUAACAAUAUUAUUUUCGAUUCGCUUUUUUUACUGCUUGAUUUAUAGUUUGUGUGGCUGUUAUUCUAAUUGUCAUAUUAAAGUUUGUAUAAUAGUUGUACAUUUGGAAAUACAAUGCUUACCACUUUCUGAAAAAAAAGAAGAAAAAAAAGGAUAAAAAUUGACAAUCAUAAUUUAAAAUGAAAAAAAAAAAAAAAGCCCAAUUAAUUCCAGCUUUGAAUAUAAAAUAUCCUUUGAUUUCUAGAAGGGCUUAUGACGCUGAAUGAAAUUUCGUUUACAGGGUAACAACCCAUACAUUUAUGUUGGGUUAAAAAUGACAAAAAAUAGAUUUUUUUUUCUCUCUCUCUUAUUUAUGAAUAUUGGCAGGACUUUAAUGAUAAUGACUUAUUGUGUAUUUUAAAUAGAGGAGGGCAGGGUAAAUUAAGAGGCAGUAGUUAAGUUUUCAUUAUUUUCUAUUCAAAGCAAAGUUUCUUCCUACGCAAUCCUGUUAGUUAGUCUUAUAACAUAACUCCUACGCAGAACUGUGAAUAGACUUUCGAAUCCUGAUGAUUGAAACAUUCGACCCCUAAAGUUAGUAGGAGUUAAAAAAAACAUUGUCUGAGACCACUUCAACAAGAGAAUAAAAAUGAACCCGCAAAGCAGUUUGUUUGUUUUUGUUUUUGUUUUGUUUUUAAAAUUAACUGCAAACUUCAGGAAGAAAGGACAAACGUGCACUGUACAUUUGCUACAUAUAAAUUGUUCCAAUAAAAUUGAAUUUAUAUAUCUGCCUAAGAAGUAAGAUUUUGGUGUUUUUUGUUGUUGUUGUUGCUGCCACCAAUUCGUUAAAUAAAUGACUGUUGAUAGAUUAUUCUGUGAAAAUA
This is a messenger RNA of Bombina bombina (fire-bellied toad), 4095 nucleotides long. It is a transcript of the gene HOXD3, whose product is annotated as homeobox D3. NCBI's taxonomy places the organism in Eukaryota, Metazoa, Chordata, Amphibia, Anura, Bombinatoridae. The record is from RefSeq and is a predicted model, not a curated record. Gene Ontology annotation, biological process: regulation of transcription by RNA polymerase II. The transcript has 5 exons. Bases 1005 to 2234 code for a protein of 409 amino acids. Gene Ontology annotation, molecular function: DNA-binding transcription factor activity, RNA polymerase II-specific; RNA polymerase II cis-regulatory region sequence-specific DNA binding. Gene Ontology annotation, cellular component: nucleus.